Messenger RNA from Oryzias melastigma (Indian medaka), 1841 nucleotides. It is a transcript of the gene rab32a, whose product is annotated as RAB32a, member RAS oncogene family. Gene Ontology annotation, biological process: vesicle-mediated transport. Lineage: Eukaryota; Metazoa; Chordata; Actinopteri; Beloniformes; Adrianichthyidae. The transcript has 3 exons. The record is from RefSeq and is a predicted model, not a curated record. Gene Ontology annotation, cellular component: vesicle; trans-Golgi network; Golgi apparatus. Gene Ontology annotation, molecular function: GTPase activity; GTP binding. Bases 330 to 971 code for a protein of 213 amino acids.
GAGAUUUUGACGUUUACGGCUUGCCAUAUUUAUUGACGGCUUGCCAUAUCCACCACACAGAAGUUAGACAGAAGUAUUCGCCUGACAUUUCCGGGUCCUAUGACUUAUCAUGUGGUUUGUGUGUGGCGGUGGACGGAGGAGGAGGAUUAGAAAGUAGUGGAAGUAAGGUGGGUGUGGGGGGAGAGAAACAAAAACUCUUUACUUCCCUCGGCUCUCAGGCGACCUGACCCUUCCUCGCAGUCGUCCUUCGCUCCUGACAGCAACACAUACAUGAGCUAAAAGCAGAAGCGGGCCCACGAUCUGUAGAAAAGCCGUCAGUUCCAUCCAGCAUGGCCGGAGGCUCGGUGUCUGAAUGCAAGGAGUAUCUGUUCAAGGUUCUGGUGAUCGGGGAACUGGGGGUCGGUAAAACCAGCAUCAUCAAACGCUACGUGCACCAGCUUUUCUCGCAGCACUACAGAGCCACGAUCGGGGUCGACUUUGCUCUCAAAGUGAUCAACUGGGACAGCAAGACUCUGGUACGGCUACAGCUGUGGGACAUCGCAGGUCAAGAGAGAUUUGGAAACAUGACGCGAGUGUACUAUAAGGAGGCUGUUGGGGCAUUUGUCGUGUUCGACGUGACGAGAGGUGCAACGUUUGACGCCGUGUCCAAGUGGAAGCAUGACCUGGACAGUAAGGUGAAGCUGGCCAAUGGAAACCCCAUCCCUGCGGUGCUGCUCGCCAAUAAGUGUGACCAGAAGAAGGAGAGUCCCAACAGCACACCCCUUAUGGACAAAUUCUGCAAAGACACUGGCUUCCUUGGUUGGUUUGAAACCUCGGCUAAGGACAACAUCAACGUGGAAGAAGCAGCACGUUUCCUGGUAGAGCACAUCUUGGCUAACGACAAAGGUUUGCCUCACGAGGAGAGCAACGGAGACCGGAUCAAACUGGACCAGGAGACUUUUGCUGCUGAGAGCAGGUCAGGCUGUUGCUAACGCUCCAUUCGCUCCGUUUAGUUAUCCGCCUUCCAUUGGCAUUCUUCAGUGAGUUUACUCAGCCUGUAGCUCUAGGUCUCUGUUGUACCCUCAAGGAGGAAGAUGGACUUCAAUACACCGGCAACUCCUUUUGACACCCAGCAUCAUUUGAUCUGCACAUCCAAGUUCUGUCUGUUUUUUUUACUUUGAUAUUGCUUCAGUUUUGAUGUUUUAAUGCAUUCUUGAACAUCUUUUAGUCUUUGUUUCAUCAUAAACUCUUGCAUUGUGCAUAUAGCUCUUCCUCUUCCUUGGGUCCUACACAAUUCCACACCUUAAGGGUCACACAUUAAGCAUUUUGGUCGUCACUUUACUGUACAUUCUCUCAAUACACUCCUGUGUGUGUGUGUAUAUAUAUGUAAUUUUGACAUCCAUCUGUUCUCUGACAAACUAAAUAUGUUUUUGAGUGUUUUAAGUAUUUCCAUUGAUACAAUGAAUAAUGUUUUGCAGCACAAUUGACAUGUUUUGUCUCUAAGCAUUCUUGUAUUCUUGAAAAAAAUCUGGCUUCUCUGUCAAAUCUAUCAAGAUGUCAUCCUAUUUGCCACAGUUUAUUGUGAUUUCGAAUUUUGUUUCUCAACUUUAACAAAAUAGUCAAGUCAGAUACACAUUUUACUACGUGCUACGUUAGACAUUCACAAAGGUUUUAUCUCGGGACUGAUUAAUAACAUGUUUGGUACGCAUUCAAUGUGGAUUUCUGUCCUAAAUAAUUUAUCCAAUGCUGUGUAAAAGUAAGAUGGAUCCCUUUUUGUACAAUGGAUUCAUAUUCUGUUAAAUUUAAAGAAUGUUUUAAAAUUGUUUCUUCGAUAUCUUAAUAAAAUAAACAUUUUAACAUGA